AUGCACAGAAACAACAAUCUCAACGACGGGGAAGCAAGUGGAUCUUCGAGGUGGGCCACUGGACGACAUCCGGUGUACCGUGGAGUGAGGAGGCGGAGGAACAGUAGCAAGUGGGUGUCGGAAAUUCGUGAGCCUAAAAAACCUAACCGGAUUUGGCUUGGAACCUUCUCGACCCCUGAAAUGGCGGCCAUAGCCUAUGACGUGGCCGCUUUAGCCAUCAAGGGCCGAGACGCAGAGCUCAAUUUCCCAAACUCGGCGGCCUCUUUGCCCGUCCCGGCUUCAACCUCCCCCGGAGACAUCCAGGCCGCCGCUGCUUCGGCUGGCGCCGCUCUUGGAGCGGCUAAUGACGCAAUCAAGAACCGUGAGACGAGCUAUCAAGAUAAUAAUAAUAAUAAUAAUAAUACCGGAGUGCAUCAUCAAGAGGGUAGUGCAUCAAUGAUGACUAGUAGUAACAACAACAAUGUGAGUGGUGGAUUCAUGGACGAGGAUCUGAUCUUCGACAUGCCAAAUGUGCUCAUGAAUAUGGCUGAAGGAAUGCUUCUCAGCCCACCUCGACUUCACGGUGGUGCCUUCGGUGGUGAAGAUGGAUUCGUUGGAGCUGAUGAUCAUUUGUGGAAGUUUCCUUGA
This is a messenger RNA of Tarenaya hassleriana, 627 nucleotides long. Its product is annotated as ethylene-responsive transcription factor ERF024. The record is from RefSeq and is a predicted model, not a curated record. NCBI's taxonomy places the organism in Eukaryota, Viridiplantae, Streptophyta, Magnoliopsida, Brassicales, Cleomaceae. The coding region runs from base 1 to 627 and encodes 208 amino acids. Gene Ontology annotation, biological process: regulation of DNA-templated transcription. Gene Ontology annotation, molecular function: DNA-binding transcription factor activity; DNA binding. The transcript is spliced from 2 exons.